ACACAAACAUACAGACUCAGACAUAAUUGCGUGAGCACUUUGUAGGAAUCUAGGUGCUCAGGCAUCGGGCUUCGACUCGCAUUAGAUCGUGCAGAGAAAGCUCACUUUUGGAAGCGGAUCUGUUUACCUUGCAGUUGUUUAAUCGAGGACCCUGUUUUUCUUAAUGCUAGGUUUUGUGGAGGUUUAAAUUUAGUCGUUGUUUCGGUUUUGGUUUUGGUUCUUUAUUUAUUUAUUGGUGGUUGUUUUGGUUGGAGGCAACAAGUAGAAUCUCUGAGAAGGUAGAAGAUUGGUGGCUCGAUAACCAAGUGGAAGCGACGCAGAUGCAGUAUUCGUCGCGAAUGCUUCGAAUUUCCUCUGAAUUGGGUAUUAGGUGUGUUUUUGAUGCGCAAUUCUCCGCUGCCUCCUGCUCUCGAUCUUGAGAGAGAUUGAUGAAAGGCGCAGAGCGGCGCACUGGGUGGGGAAACGCGAUUGUGGGUUGGUGACGAUUUCUUCAGUUAGUCCCGGUGGGAGUGAGAAGGCGGAGCUAUGGAUCCUUGGGUGGGUGAUCCGCUCAAUGGCAAUAGUAUAUUUGUUCUGCUGAAGUUUGCUGUUCUACCUAUCGCGAAGGUGCUGGUCAUGUGCGCUCUGGGUUUGCUUCUAGCAAGCUCUUAUAUUGGCAUCCUCCCUGCUCCCUCACGCCAGCAGCUUAGCAAGCUAGUGUUUUCUCUUUUUCUUCCCUGCUUGAUUUUCACUCAAUUAGGGAAAGCCGUAACAAUCGAGAAGAUUUUCGAAUGGUGGUUCAUUCCUGUGAAUAUUGUGCUGGCAUCUACUUUGGGCUGCAUUGUGGGCUAUGCUGUAGCAUACAUGGUCAAGCCACCUCCCGAGUUUUUCAACUUUACUGUCGUCAUGAUAGGAAUCGGGAACAUUGGAAAUAUUCCGCUUGUAAUCAUAGGUGCCAUUUGUCGAGAAAAGGGCAACCCAUUUGAGCAUCCUGAAACGUGCAACGCAAAUGGCGUGGCUUAUAUUUCCUUUGGUCAAUGGGUGGGGGCUGUUAUUGUGUAUACAUAUGUCUACAGCAUGUUAGCACCACCUUUAAAGCCUAAGGAGCUUGGCGGCUCCAUGUCACCCGAGAUCGUGGUGGCUAAUGAAUCUCAGGAAACGAAUGAAGUGAUUUCGGUUUCCCAUGAGAGUACAGAUUCCGUGGCUUUGCUUAUCGCAAAUGACGCUCCUCCCCCAAAACCUCAGGGCUGGAAGCUGCUGAAGACGUUGCUAUCACAUGGAAGAAUCCGAGACAUCUUUCAGCCUCCUGUUGUAGCCUCUCUUCUAGGUCUUUUAUUUGGAUGCGUACCAUUGUUGAGAGGCUUUAUCUUCACCGAGCACUCUUUUCUGUAUUUCUUUUUUGACAGCCUCAACAUCCUUGGAGAUGCAACAAUACCGUGCAUCAUGCUUGUGUUGGGUGGCAAUUUGGUGGGAGGGGCGGGGGCUUCAAAGCUUGGACUACGCACAACCGUAGCCAUCGUCGCUACGCGGCUCCUCAUAAUACCACUCAUAGGAGUAGCUGUGGUUCUCACAGCUGAGAAAAUGGGGUUCCUUCCAGUGGGUAACCUUAUUUUCAAAUUUGUCUUGCUGCUCCAGCACACAAUGCCCAGCUCUAUACUGGCUGGGGCUGUGACCAACUUGCGUGGCCAUGCUGAAAAAGAAGCAUCCGCCAUUCUCUUCUACGAGCACAUACUUGCAGUUUUCUCAAUGGCAGGCUGGCUCGUCUUUUACAUCAACGUUCUCUUUCAACCCUCCUGAGCAUCAAUCUCUUGAAACAACCAGUUCACAUAGAAGGGGAUUGUUGAUUUUGAGCAGCUGUUGCUACUGGUUCCCGGAAUAAUGCUUCGACUACCCUUCUUAACUGCAAUUUCAACGGUAUUUCAGUCUCAGAAUGAGACGAAGUAUUUGUACCCUACUGCUCAGGAUUCAAGCAUAGAGCAUUUGUAUAUUUGAAGCACCAAGUGCACUACCUGUAUUGCCUUCAAUUAUUGCCUUCAAUAUUGCCAUCCUAUGAAUCGCAA
This is a messenger RNA of Physcomitrium patens, 2039 nucleotides long. RefSeq names its product protein PIN-LIKES 6. NCBI's taxonomy places the organism in Eukaryota, Viridiplantae, Streptophyta, Bryopsida, Funariales, Funariaceae. The record is from RefSeq and is a predicted model, not a curated record. Gene Ontology annotation, biological process: endoplasmic reticulum to cytosol auxin transport. Gene Ontology annotation, cellular component: membrane.